Messenger RNA from Myxocyprinus asiaticus (Chinese sucker), 555 nucleotides. RefSeq lists its product as uncharacterized. Lineage: Eukaryota; Metazoa; Chordata; Actinopteri; Cypriniformes; Catostomidae. The transcript is spliced from 3 exons. The record is from RefSeq and is a predicted model, not a curated record. Bases 1 to 555 code for a protein of 184 amino acids.
AUGCAGACGUGUGAUUUCUGCGACUGUGGUCAGGACGGGGGGAGAGGUGAUGUCCCAUUCUACCAAUUUCCCCAGCAAGAAGAGAUUCUUCGCCGAUGGAUAACGAACAUGGGGAGAGAUGCUGAAUGGGCCCCAUCCGAAUCCUCCGCCCUGUGCUCCUCUCACUUCACUCCGGAUUGUUUUGAAUCUGGAUCUUCGCGUUUACACACAAAUGCGAUCCCCACAAUAUUUGAUUUUACACAAUCAAAAAAUCAGAAGGACACUGAAAAUCCUCCCCAAUACCAAGAAGCAACUACUGAACUCACAGACUCUUCAAAAUCGUGUGACUGUUAUAAACGUCUACAGGCAACAGAAAGGUUUUACCAAAUGAAAUUAGCUGCUGCCCAGCUUCAAAUAAAGGAGUACAAAAAUAAUCUAACAGAGGAAUCACGGAAGGCAACACAAUGGCAAAAGAGAGCAAUCGUUUUGCAGAGUGCAAUCAGGGCUAUGAGGCAAAGUCGGUCAAUACCUGCAAUAAGAAAAACAUCUACACCAAACACUAAAAAUGUGGACUGA